Molecule: messenger RNA, 2445 nt
Organism: Melitaea cinxia (Glanville fritillary)
Lineage: Eukaryota; Metazoa; Arthropoda; Insecta; Lepidoptera; Nymphalidae
Product: G-protein coupled receptor Mth2-like
Exons: 8
Coding region: 32-1576 (514 amino acids)
Biological process (GO): G protein-coupled receptor signaling pathway; cell surface receptor signaling pathway
Cellular component (GO): membrane
Molecular function (GO): G protein-coupled receptor activity
Source: RefSeq, a predicted model, not a curated record
UCUAUGUAUAUGUUAUAAAGAGCACGUAACAAUGGUCAAGUCGUUAUUACUGAUAUUACUUAUUUCAUUUUCGUUGAUUACGGCUUUUGAUGAUAGAUAUUUAACAUUUGGUCUGCCAAGUAUUGUUCUCGAUGAAACCGAUAACGUUCAAACGAUUUGUGAAGCGAGAAAGUGUAUUAGAAAGUGUUGCCCGAAAGAUCAAUAUUAUAUCAAGGCAGAUUCAAGCUGUAUGCAAAUCGAAGGAAAUUUUGACUUUUCAAAUAUAUCUGUUUACGACGAUAACGAUUAUUCGUUGAAAAUAAAUAAAACGUUGAGUGACAUAUUUCUUCUAGAGCCUGAAAAAUUUUUUGAAACAUUUGAAGAUCAAAGUUUUGUAGCUAUAAUGUAUGUACCAUCGGAUUACAAUUUUCCAACAUAUCUGACAGAAUAUUUCAACACAACCGAAUCACCUUUAUGUUUUCAGAGUGGAAAACUCUACAUGGAAACACCAAAUGCAUACAAAAGAUGGACGCUUGUGGAUCAUUUCUGCAUAGAAUACGAAGUCAAUGAAACUAUAAUACCUAAAUAUUGGACAUUUACUAACACAUAUUCUCUUCAAAAACCGAGUGUUUAUUAUACUAUUGAACUGAUAGUUUCAGCAGUAUUUUUGUUAAUCGUCCUAUUAGUGUACAUUCUCCUACCAGAGCUACGGAACCUCGUGGGUUUGGUUUUAAUGGCCUACGUCUUAAGUCUGAUGGGUGCCUUUCUCUCAUUAGCCUCAUUGCAAAUGGGAGAUUAUACUGUUCCAGAAUGCCUUUGUCUAACUGCUAUAACAUAUUUUUCCUUCCUGGCGACUUUUUGCUGGAUGAACGUCAUGUCAUAUGACAUUUGGUGGACUUUCCGAGGCUACGCAAAAGCGAGGCCAAUUCACAGACGUGGAGAAAAGUUUAAGUUUGCCAUGUAUUGUCUGUAUGCGUGGGGUGUUCCGUUCUUGAUGGCCAUUUUCUUGGUGGUGAUCAACAAUACUGACUUGUCUGAUAUGCCUUGGUUCAUUAAACCUCAGAUACCUCAACAAGGAUGCUUUUUAGAAGAUGGACAAAAAUUGGUCUAUCUCUACAUCCCGAUGUUAAUAUUGAUCAUAUGUAACUGGUUGUUCUUCCUAAUGACGGCCUUUAAUAUCUGGAGAUUAAAUCGUGCAACAGCUGUACUGGAUUCGGCAUGCGCCGGUAGCCCUGCCGCUCAUCGCAAUCAAAGGAACCGAUUAAUGGUUUAUCUUAAAUUGUCAGUUAUUAUGGGGAUCAACUGGUUGCUUGAGGUGGUUAGUUAUGCGACACCGAAUCUAACUAUAUGGACAUUUACUGAUUCAUACAAUCUUCUUAUUGGUCUCUCAAUAUUUUUGAUUUUUGUUUGUAAGAAGAAAAUUUAUAGAAAGCUGUACGACAGAUAUUGUGGAUACUUCAGCCGUGAGCCGAGACUCAGCAAAAGCCAUGCAACAAGCAGUAGCACGAUUGAAUCGAACGUCAGUCAAGAUAUUCCAUUACAAGUUUCCACUCAUCCCAAUGGAGUCAGUGGACGAGGUUUUAAAAAAGAAUUUUGAAACCAUAAUAACAACUAUUAGCAGUUAAGAGAAACUGUAAAAACAGCUUUAAGCACUAUAAUAUUUAAGGAAUAAAAAUUAAAGUAAAAAUCUCUAUAAGAUACAAUUCACGUGUAUGUAUUUUACGUGUGUAUAUUUUAUUUUAUAACUAACCUUAUAGUCUAUUCGCGUUAAGGAAAUAAUGAGUCAUCGCUGUGACUUGUCAAAUUGUAGUUAAUUUUAACGCUGUAUUAAAAUUGUAAUAAAAUUAUCCAGUUUAUCAAAGCCAUUCAGACAUGUUGUCCAAUUCACUACGAUAUAAUUGGUUAAGGGGCUUGGCUUAGCUGAAGACACAUUUUCUCAACGAAAUUUGAAUGUAACUAUUUUUAAGAUAAAAUAAAUAACAUGAGAGGCUACAUUCGUAAUAAAUACCCUUUUUAGGAAAGUAUGUACAAAAGUCAGAUGUUUUAGUUCUGAAUUUUGUAAGUUAAUUUUCGUCAUAUAAUACACUAUUAUUUCUUUAUUCAUGAAAUCCGAUUACAACAUAAGUUCCUAAUAAGUUAUUGGAGAUACUUGUUGUGGAAAUGACUCGUAACUUCCCAAGUCUUUAUCUAAGAUUUCAUGCAAACAGUAACAAUAUGACAUAUUUAUCAAAAACAAAGUUUUUUUUAGUAAGCAAAUGGUGUUUUAUAAGUGUAUGAAUGUGAUCAAGAAUGUGUUUAUGUGUGUGUGUUUGUGCGUGUCUACGUACUUUUUUUAUGCUAUUCUAACCAAUAUCUUUUCUACAUCCUCAUGCGUACAAUAUCGCUUAACCUUAACCACUCCGUUGUAAGCUAUCCUAUAUUUAAUUAUAUUUAAAAAAUUUGACAAAAAUUACACACAUACAAUUA